Molecule: messenger RNA, 12765 nt
Organism: Symbiodinium sp. CCMP2592
Lineage: Eukaryota; Dinophyceae; Suessiales; Symbiodiniaceae
Source: the annotation of a GenBank genome assembly
AUGGACCAAGAUGUGGAUUCGUGCCGGUUUCGGCAGACUGUCGCGACAUACUGGUCAGAAGCGAUACAAGACACUGCGCUGCAGACGCGCAGCAUCUACGGCCUCGGAGAGCUGGCGUUCAGAAUGCUCAAGGAGGCUCAUUCCCGCUUGGGAGCGAGAUUCCCAGAGAUCCUCGAGAACCUGCGAUCCGCUUUGCGGCAGGGUCAGGUUGUUCAGCACAAGCUGCAGGAGAAUGAUGAUGAUGCCACAGCUGUUAGGAACACCGUCCACGGGCUGAUGAGUUCUGGGCAACUGUUGCUCAAGGCCAGCGAAGAUUCGCAGAGCCUCGAGAUCACGGCUUUCUUUGACUUCAAUGGACAGCAGAUUUGUCGGGACAUGCAUCAACUCACCGAGUGUGCAGACAAGGCUAGGCUCACCAUGCCACUAGGCGGUAAGAACGACUCGGAGCGGGUGCACAUUUUCACAAGCUGUGUGGAACGUGCCAUCGGCUUGCGCCAAGAACUGGUGGAACUGCUGCAGACUGGCCAUCCACACAGCCGCGCAGGACAAACUCUGAGGUUCCCUUCGACGGGAGAAGGGCUUACCAGGAGAACGCUCUGUGAGCUGGAUGACAGGCUGAAAUGGGCACGGGAUGCAGUCAUGCAGUGGCACCAUGCUCUGGAGUCCGUGCGCGCCGAGUGCCCGCUCAUGAGCUGCGUUCCAGCAAGAAACGUAGUCAAGCUUGCGGCGGCGAUCAUAGAUGGUGAGUGGACCCGACUUUCCUCGCUGGUUUCUGUUGCCAUCCGUGCUCCAAAAGUGCUGCAUGGAAUCGGGAACCAACAUCUGCAGGAUCUGUUUGCAGAGAGCCAGCGGCAUGUGCCGGACGAUAGAGCUCAUGUUCGCUUCCUGUCUGAACUUGCGAAGUGCCUGAGAGUCUUCGUUGAGGAGGAGUCUGUUGCGCAGCUCCCGCCCUUGCAUCAGGUAGCCAGGCGGUACCCGCAAAGACGUUUAGCAGAUGAUGCCACCCAGAAGAGCCGGAUCUCGCGGCGGUUAAAUGCUCAGAUCUACCCGAGGCGAGUCCUCCUGAUCCAAGAGGAGGAAUCCCAUGAAAAGGCUGGGUCAAUCAUCCAAAGCACAGCCUCUAUCACCCUCCUUUCUGCAAUGCUCUCGCUUGGUGUGGGUCCUGGCCCUGAGAAUGUUUUGCAUUGUGAUGCCACCACCAUGAAGGAUGACGUGCUCCGGUUCCUGCAUAGUGUCUCUCAUGCGACCUGUUCGGCGCGGACCAACGGUCUUCAAUCUGAGGUGGUCGGUGUCUGUGUGCAGGUGGAUCGUCUUCCUCUUGACGUGUGGCAGGUGCUUCUCAACAGAGUUGAUGCCCUAUAUGCACGUGCAGGCGCUCGUCGGGAAUCUGGCGGAGGUGCAGAUGUGGAAGUUCGCUUGGUGUUUACUUUGACACGGCAUGCACCCAAGACCAUGAUUGAUACACUUGAGAAAGACCUGUGCAAGAAACAGCUGAUCAAGAUCCUGACUCAUGCGACUCUGAAGCGCACACUUUCAGAAGCUGGCAAAUGCUUAUGCUGGCACAUGGUCGUCUCAUCGGAUGUUUCUGGUAAUGGCAAGACACAUCACAUUAUGAAUCACCCAGAAUGGGAUCGAUCCUCCAAUGCCAGUUUGGUCUGGGGCGGUGCGCAAAGUCGUGGGCAGGCAGCGCUUGAGCUUAAGAAAGCCAUUGACACCGGUGCUCGCUGCUUGCAUUUGGAGCUGCACCCUUUCGAGGAGGGCGGUGGUGUCAACGUUGACCUGCUCGUUUCCGAGCUCCUCCUCUUCGGUUCAGUCUAUGAUCCUUCGACGUCCGAGUGGGCGCGGCUUUCAUCUGGCACAAGGCUGUUCCUGGAGGUGGCCAACUCGAUCAAGGUGAGGCCACAAGCAAAGGCUGCGGAGUUAAUCCCUUUGACUCUCUUGUCAGUGCCCUUGCUGAAACUUAUGCCCGGGCAGUUUUGCGUUUCGCCCGACCUCCCCUUCGAGUUCGGUUUGGCAGACCUGGAUCCAACAUUCGCAUCACACCAGGCACGAGAUUUCAGUCUGGCUGGAUCAGCUUUGCUUGUAAACGACCUUCGAUGCACAAGACUAGUCGGAAGCGCAGAGGAGGAUGUCGUUUUCAAGCAGACUGAAUCCGGUGUGUUGAGCGGCCAUCACGCACAGCUGGUGCAAGAACGCGCUGCUGAUGUUGUCCACGCAGCAAAGGAAGCUCUGCGAAGGGCGCACGACAGUCAAAGGGUGGGCAACUUUGCGAUGCCCUCCAAGGCGACCAUUUUCACCUUCCUCCGCUUUCUGGCAGAGUGGACGCAAAAGUGGGCAAAUCAACUGCGUAAUUUUGAAAUCACGUUUGAUGAGAUUCGCAACGUGGAUGCCCCACGCGUCUUUCUUCCGGUCCUGGAUGAGAUGAUCCGCAUGGCGGCCGGUGUUUGCCUUCGGUCUGCUGCUGCAGAGGAGCAAGAGAAGCACUCGCGUGACGAGCUUGCCUUGCGACAGCAAAUUAACCGGAACAGUGAGGCCUUGGCUUUGCAAGAGGCCAUGGCUGGCCGAAUUAUGGAUGUUCGCUGCGCUGCGACUGCGGCUUGGGCUUUCAACUCGGGAGAUUCACUCCGUUUGGUUGGCAGCCGGAGUGAGGUGCCUGAAGCGCUUCGGAAGCUGUGGGACGUGUACAACCAGGCCGUGCUCCGGAUGCUCGGAAUUGGAAAGAGAGGCAGAAGCCACACGAUUCAGCCACUGCCUGUGAAUUUGGCGAGUUCAAGCCAAACGGAGAUGAAAGAGCUGCUGCUUCAAGUGAUGUCUGACCACGGCAUGUCCGAUGCUCAGCUUUCCGAGGCUUUUAAGGGGUUCGUGCUGACCCCCGACAACAUGAUCAAGCUCGUGGACAUCGCGGAGCGCCUCCGUGCUGGCCUUCCUUGCAUACUGAUGGGCGAGGCUGGCUGCGGGAAGACGGUGCUCCUGCGACUCACGGCUCAACUGCUUGGGGCUGGCAAGCUGAACGAGCAUUCAGUACAUGCAGGCACUUCGGUCGAGGAGAUCGUCGCAGUUUUGAAUAAGGCGGAGGUCAUGGCCCAGCAAGGCAGGAAUCAGAUGGUGAUUCAGUUCUGGGAUGAGCUGAACACGUGUCCCCAUCAACCACUUUUCAAGCAAAUCAUUGUGGACCGGGUAAAUCCCAGUACCGGCCGAUCCAUACACAAAUCAGUCAGAUUUGUUGCAGCUUGCAACCCGUGGCGCUUUGCGCAGAACCAGGCGAUGUCUGCUGGCUUCGACAGCCCCCCCGCGGCUGAAGACCGGCUGUCCGGGCUGGCCUACCGCGUGCACCCACUUCCUGAGAGUCUGUUUGGGCACCUUUCUUCCUUCGGCCAGCUCGAUGCUGAGACGGAAGCUCAAUAUGUGGAAACCAUGGCAGCGCAAAGCCCGAGCGUGCUGGACGCGAAUGACCGGCCGCUCAAGCCUCCGCUAGUAAAAGAGCGAAUGUGCAAGAUCGUGGCUCGCUGCGUGCGGGUGGUGCAUGCUUUCUACCGAGAGAGGCUGGCACUGACUGCAUCCUUGCGAGACCCAACCCGUCUGCUCAGGCUGUGGGCCUUCAUCCGUUGGGAGUGGCAGCACAGAGGCCGGAAGUUGGAGGAGGUGGAGAAGCAGGAUCUCAAGUCUUUGAUACUUGCCAUCCAUCUCUGCUACGAGCUGAAGCUCCCGAACCUGGAGCUGCGCCAGCAACUCGUGGCAUCUCUUCUUGCAGAUUCGAAGCUUGGUGACUGCUUGCAGGGGCACUUGGGUGUCCACAUCGAUGACGAACUGGGCCGCCUCGAGGUGUGGCAAAGCGUGGUGCGCGAAGAGGAGGAGUACUGGCUGAACGCUAUCAACGUGCCGGACAACAUCGCCAAGAUCCGGGCCUUGAGGGAGAACGUUCAUGCCGCUCUGAUCUGCUCGAUGACAAGGACUCCCAUCUUCAUCCUUGGCAAGCCUGGAUGUUCCAAAUCGCUGACAGCUUCGCUGCUUGUUAGCGCUCUGACAGACCCCCAUUCCGACGAGCUGAAACACUUGGCGAGCUUCAGCGUGCAGCCAUACCAGGGGAGCCGUCAGUCGACGUCCAGCUCCUUGCUGCAAGUUUUUGACCGCGCGCUGAAGCAGCAAGAGAAGCUCCGGAAGUUGAAGCGGCGAACGCGGCCUCUGGCGUUGGUCUUGCUAGAUGAGGUAGGCCUUGCUGAGCAGAGUCCCCACAACCCGCUCAAGGUACUUCACUCUCGGCUGGAGCCGCGGAAGCCGGAGGAAGCCGUGUCCGUCAUCGCAAUCAGCAACUGGGAGCUUGACAGGUCCAAAAUGUCAAGGGCCCUUACCGUGGCAUGCCCGCCAGCCUCAGAGUCAGAUCUGCAAGAGAUCGCCCUGGCCAUUAUCCGGGCAUACCUGGCCCACGACACCCAGAUCCGACGCCAGCUGGAGGCCAACUUGGAGCACAUCUCACGGGCCUUCAUGGGGAUUCUUCAGAACCAGCAGCCGAGUGAUUUUCAUGGUCUCCGAGACUGGUACGGCAUGUGCUCCUACGCUGCACGUCUUCUUUUGGCAGCCGACGAUGCCAUGGAGCUCGUCUCCAAGGAGACAGCGCCGGGUGCACUUAGGCAGGCCGUGUCUGACACGUUAAGCAAAGAAGCAACACAGCUUGUGAAACUGUGUUGGGAGCGGGAGCUGAAGUUCGUUCCAGCUGAUUGGGCCUUGCAGAUGGCUGUUUACAACAAUUUCAGUGGAAACAGCAGGCAGUUGGACGAAGGCGGCCAGAUUGUGCAUACACUCAAUAUCAUGAAAGACAGCCUGGAUGCAGAUGCAGGUGUCUUUGUACCGCCACUCGCAAAGGUUCUGCCUGAGGUCACCAGCACGGUCAAUCGGCUAGAUUCGUUGUUGGGCGAUGUGGAUGGACGCCACCUCAUGGUGAUUACAGACUCGCCUGUUCCGCUGAUUGCUUGGAUAGAGCAGCGUGCCCGUGCUGUUGCCAAUUGGAAUCCCGAGAGUCUCGUGGGAAGUCCGUUGGAGCACGAUCGACUGAGUACAGACAUGUAUGCGCAGAGUAUGAUUCAAGCUGCGAUCGUCAGCAUGGCACAAGAAAAGCGACUGCUGAUCUUGCAAAAUCUGAGCAUAAUCUAUGCAGCCUUGUACGAUGUAUUCAAUUCGAACUAUUGUCGGGCUGGCGGUGACGGCCAGAGGUACUGCCGAAUUGCACGAGAGGGUUUCUGCAAUCCUCGCUGCGCUGUCGCUGAGCAAUUCAAAGCGGUUCUUGUGGUGACACCCGAGCGAGCUGCCGAAUACGAGCCUGCGCUGCUGAACCGCUUUGCAAAGCUUGAGGUGUGCUUGUCAGAUCUGCUCCCCUCGAAGAACACGUUGCUCGAGUGGGAGGAGCAUGUCGCCGAGGUCUGCCCACGCCUCGCCUGUGUGGAAAGCACGCCGCAGCCCUUGGUGCCCACGGAUGUGAUGGCCGCUUGCCCGAUGGAUCCUGCGCAGCCGGACUUGACGUGCCUGUUUGACAUGAUAUCCCUGUCGGCUGACAUGCGUUGCACUGGCCAAGCCGACCCGUCUGAUCCAAAAGGUCGAAGCAGCACGGAGCAGAAGGACGAGUUGUUGUUUCCACUUCUCUCGCUCGAGUGCUCCACGGAUCGAAGUGCACAAGGCAAGUUGUCGAGCGUCCCCAGCACGCACUUCGGCGAGCUGCUCCAGAGGACAUGGGAGGAGUUUGGAAAGAACAACGAGAACUCCGUCCACGCCAUCCUGCCCAUGCUGGUCCCCACCUUUAGCGCCAUCAACCAGAGGCUGGAACUCGAAGCGGUGCCUUUCAUCGAGGACGACAAAAUAGUGUUCACCGAAAUCCAGAUGCAGGAGACCGUGUCCCAAGGAAUGUUUCAGGAUGCCGCCAAGCAGCAUCUGGACAAGGUGGAGCAGGCCUUUGAUCAAGAUGGGGUGCUGUCAGUUCUGCACGUCCAUCUUAGCAUGAAGCAAGAUGAUGCAGCAGACAUCGUGGAUUACCUCCGUUUCCAAAUGGAGUGGGUGGCACGUGAGCUGCGGAACCGAGUAGAUGCAUCCAUCUUGCACGGCGAGAACGCCGAUCUCCAUUCAGCAGUCCAUGUGUUGGCUCUCGUUGUCCAUGGUUUCAGAGGCAGUCCUGAUCUUUGCAUGCGACCGUUCUUGCUGGCAGGUCCGGUGGACGCCCAAGGCAGAGACUCAAAGGUCAAGAUGCAUCCUUGGACAGGUGCAGCUGUCGAUCAUUUCUCUCACCUCCUACCAUGGGGCAUGAAGCCAGAGACGCUGGCGUACGGAAGUAUUCAAGAGAUCUUCGGCCUGGAGGAUGAGGACACGGACCGCUUCCGCCUGAUACUGGCAGAUGCAUUGCCCCACGUUGUGCCAAGCUUCUGCCACGGAGCGCAACUGGCCGAUAGUUUCUCAAUCAUCCAGAGCCUCAUGCGCGCCAUCAACAACAAGCCGGCUCUUGUCCGAUCUAUUCGUACAGUGCUUGCUGCAGAGCUUUCUCAAGAGCAGGUCCAUUGGCGCGGCAAAGUGUGUGGAGAUGUCACUCUUCUCCGGCGCACAGGCCCUUUUCAGCUGGCACUGCUCUCUCACCUACGGCGAGAUGACAAGGUGGGUCCAGUCUUGGAGGCCGCAUGGCAGCAUAGCCUGCACACCAGCUGCCCGGACCUGGAUGCCCAUGACAUUCAGAAGACGUGGUGGCAGCCGGUAGCCGAGUCCUUGCUCAACCAGGCCUCGAGAGCCGAGGCAGGCAACCUGACAGAGAUCACCUUGGCCGUGCAGCAGCAUGCCGAAGUCUGGGCUUUGAGAAUGCCGGGGAGCGCGCGCUUGAUGCAAAUGCUGUUUGCACAGCGGAAGCAGGUGCAGCAACAAGAGGAUUUUCUUCUAGCCGUGCUCGAUCGGGCGGACAGGCUUGCCCAGUUGAUGGAGCGCUGUUUACCAGAACCGCUUUGGAGGGCUUUACAGGAAAGUGGAAGGUGCGUGGAUUCAAGCUUCAUCGGCCUUCUGGGUGAGGAUGUGGUCGCCGAGGUUGCAUCUCGCGCUUGUGCGAGCUUGGCAGAAUGGCCCGGACACAGCGUGUUCGAACCAGUGCGAGUUCACCUCCAUGUUUGGGUCUGCGCAGUCACAGCGCACUUACUGGCAUUCAGGCCUGGUGCGGAGCAGGAAGACGACUCGUGUGCACUUGUAGCAUUGUGGCCUGCAGUCGCUGCCAGCCUGCUUCUACCCAUUUCAGAGCAUGUGGCGAGCUUGCAUGUGCGCUUUCCAUCCGAGCGAGGGGCACAGGAACAGUGGCAAGAUAUUUGGAUGCCUUUUUGCCUCCCCCUUCCAUCCUCGAUCACGUGGGCAAAGCUUCAGCUGAGGGGAGUUGGCGGAGCUCUGCAGCAUCAUGCGGCAGUGCUUCAAGCGUGUAUUGAUGACAGCCUCAGGGCCGCGGAAGAUGUCUCUGAAGGGCUGCAGUUGCUGGCACAGCUUUCCGUCUUGGUGGAGCAGUUUGCUGGUGUUGCACACUGCCCGGAUCUUCUCAGGACUGCAGUCACUUCCUACAUGCUGGCAUCCUUCCCGGGCAAGUCCGCAGAGAUCAUCGAGACCAUUUGGGAGCACAUGAGGCAAGCAGGCGAGGGGCACCUCAUGGCCGUUCUGGCGGAGCUGGUGCGCUUGGAGGAUGUUCCACCCCGAGUUGCACUUGUGGGCACCUGCUACUACUUGGGAUUGAUCAGCAGUGGGGCCCAAGCAGGUGUGGAUGAACACACUUCAAUCAUCACUAUUUUGUGUUCGGCCAUACGCCGCUUUGACUACAGCUUCCAGGAUUUGGAAGGCAGCAAGACAUAUCUCCAGCAGAUGGCAGGCUAUCUGAUGAGGCACGUGAUUCAGGCUUCCUGGCCAACUUCCAUCAAGUGGAGUAGAGUGGAAGGUGUCUGCCAAACGGUGCUGCAGGAGUUUGCACUGUUGAUGGACGGCACAGGCGAGUGCAGGGAGUCGGCAGGCGGUAUGAUGACCCUUCUAGACGAGCAUUUGCCUCCACCAGCUGCGGGGCCCGGAUGGGACACCCCAUUGGUGGCCUGCUUGGCGGAUGCCUUGUCCACAACUUCGCAACUGAGCUCCGUCAUCUCAUGCCUUGUGAGCCAUGCGCUGCAAAAUCCGAAGCCGCAAGCCAGGCGGUGGGCGUGUGAAAUGCUGGAGAAGGCUUUCCGGUCAGCCCAGGAUGCUCUGAAAGCUGUAAAGCUUUCCCCCUCGCAGAGCCUCAUUGCCCUUGUGUUUGUGCGGGGCUUGGUGGCAGGCAGUGCUGCAUUGGUGGAGAACCGGGAUGAGGACGGGGUGGAUGGCCUUGUGACCCACCUGGUGCAGCUCCUGCAGAUGCCGGUGGGUCGAGACUGUUCAGUGACACCUGUUCAGCUCUGCACGUUUCACGGUGAUGGCGUUUGGGCCGCAGAGCUCCCAGCCCCGCUUGCUUCUCUGUACGUGGUGGCAGCAAGCUUCCGAGCCAACUCAAUCCCAACAGGCAUGGUCGUGCGCCAGCUCUUUGAAGUCAUCGCUGAGAAGGCGGACGACUGCGAGCUACACCGCUUUCUGACCAGAUGCCAGGCUGAAGCGCUGGAAUCCUCCAACGCGCUGGGCCUUUCCGUUCUGCUGCCGGGAAAUCGGGAAGAUUUCGUUCAAGCUCUCCUCGUGGCCUUGCAGGACCUGGGGAAUUCAGCAACAGCUGAGGCGGCUGCGGCCCGGUUCAGUGCCCUUUGUGCGCAGAUGAAAAACGACUUCCGAGGGCUGGUGCAGUGCAUGCGCGCAGCUGGGGAGGUGGCAUGCAUGCAGCGCUCCGCAGCAGAUGAAGCGAGUGCUGACCAGGCCUAUGCCGUCUGCAAUCGACUUCCCCAGGAAGCACUGGGCCCAGCAGCGGUUCUUUUGGCAGCCACUGCAGAGGACGACACCGUGCAGGAGAACUUCGACUGGAAUCGUGACUUGCUCGACAUGGAUCCGUCAAAUCAGGCACCGUGGCGGAGUUCCGUGAUUGCCCACGUCCUGUGCUUCUUGGGAGCUGCCCAUCGAAGUGUCUGCACCGGUCCGAUACCGCUGGCCCUCGAGCCUUUCCGUGCUUUCCUGACCUUGGACCAGCAGGCCUUGGGAACCAAUUUUUGGCCAGGACUUCCCGACAGCUUUUGGCACGCCUUGAGAUACGCGGGACUGCACAAACACGGGCUGCCACCCAAUGCUAACAUUGCCUGGGCACAGUGCGACUGCGGAUACCGAUACUGUUACGGGGCCUGCGCUGCCCCCGCAUCCUUUGGCCCCUGUCCGAGCCCGAACAUCUCAGAGGGCCAAGGUGCUUGUACCCGAAGCAAUGGCGGUCAAGGGCACAAGUUUUGUCCUGGGCAAAGGCUGGUCGCCAUUGUGGCAACUCAGCCGCCACAUGGGAUCGGCUGGCCACCCAUUUAUGCAGACAUGUCGAGGGACUUUCCUGCAGCUGUCCAGUAUCCGGCACCUCGGCCUGGGCUGUUUGCCCUCACAGAGGCAGACGAGAGCAUCUCUGUCAAGCGCACGACCCGCGCAAGUGUGGCUCAGUCGCUCAUGACGGAGACUGUUCGACAGGAUUGGAACCAGCCCUUUGGCAAGCCGCCACCACCCGGGUCCGGCCUGCGACCUGUGACCUUCCGAGUGCUCCACCUUCUGGUCCACGCCAGCGCACUCAUCGGUGUCGGCAUGGAAUGGGCCCAGGAUCAGGAAAGACUGGUGCACCUCUUGCAGGAACACCUGCACCGCGUGGCCAUGAUGAACCCUGUUCGGGAUCAAGACGACACCGUGUGGUAUUUCAUGGCGAACGUCGAAGCAGAUCUCGCCGCCCUCGCCAAGCAGUUCAACAGCACCGUUGAGGUCGCCGCUCUAUUCGUGCACGCCAUCCUCCACAAGUUGGGGGAGGCUGAGCUGGCCCAGCCAGCUGCAGUGGACUGCACAAGCCCUGCAGGGCGGGAUGCGUACGAGGCAUGGUUUGAUGCGAACGUAGUCUUGCCGGUCCUCGGAGUCGAGAACAGCUCGGGUGGCUUUUCCCUGCCGGGCGUCCAGGCCUUGCGCAGACUUGCAGGCCAGGCCCGAGACCCAACAAUGGUGCUCUCCACAGACCUGCUGGCCCGAAGAGCACCUCCGAGUGAGGCAUGGGAUCAGAUGAACGACCACGUGCGGGCCUCCUUGCUUCCCCAUGUGCUCAGGCCACCUAUCUGCCCAGAUGCUGAGACCACCUACGAGGAACUGGUCAAGAGCGGCGAGGGCACUUCUUUGGUGAUUCUGCGAUUGGUCAUGGCCGGUAGAGGGGAGGAAGGCUCUUGGCCCGUUCGGAAUGAGCUGGCGCGGGCAGCCAGCCUUGCGUGGAUUUUGCCUUUCAUGCGCCUUGUCCGUGAGAAAGAGGGUGGGCGCAUUACCAUGCGGGAGGCCAGAACCAUCACGAUGAGGGACUGGCUUGAAAAGCAGGCGAGGGGACCGGAGCAGCAACGAGCUUGGGCUCUCUACCGCGAUUGUGAGGCAGCAUGGAAUGCAGCGCUGUCAGCUGGCAACAUACAGGAUGGGUGCGGUCGCCUCACCCUUCCUAAAUGGUCCUUGAGUUCUCCACUUGCGCUUGCUUGCCCGAUUUGCGAGCCGGAGCCUUUACAGUUCGGGGAUCUGACCGUCGGGGGCUAUCCUGAUCCGGCGGAACACUGUGCAGCAGUUGGUCUGCAUGAGCUGGCUUUGAAUCAUAACAAGGUGUUGGCCGAGGUGAAGACCUACUUACAGGGGCCCGGUUCUUCCCACAUCCAGGCUAGGCUGCACAAUGCAGAAAAGUUUCUCUGCACUGCUGACGGCAGCGAAGGCACGGAGGGCACAUGCUGUGCGGAGAGCGGGGAGCCGUCGAUCCUCCUCCUGCAACAUGCAACGGUGCCAGACUUGCUCGUCCUGCCCGCGCAACUUCAAGACGCAUGCGCCGCGCAGGAGGAGGAGCAGCUCACACCUACAGACGAGCCGUUCCCAGAAAAGAAGCUGCAAUUGGACUUUCAAGUCAACAGCCUGCUGGAACGGUUCUAUCAGCACCCUUGGUCGGCAGAUGCUCGAGCUCGGGGCCGCUACGAUUUCCAGGCGAUGGAACAGGACCUGGCUUUGAGGCUGGUUGCAGGCCGCCGGCCGCUCCAAGUCCGCAGCCAGGAUCACAAAGAGUUGCAAGCCGACAUUGAAGACUUCCCAUACCGCAUCUACCAUGGAAACGUGGACGUUCGAAUCUUGAACCGCAUAAAGGCUGACUGCCGGCGACUUGCUCCGCAGGUGUCAUUGAAUAAUGCCUUGGGUGUCCACCGCGCGGAAGAAUUGGAGGCCUCCUUUUUCAGGAACUCAGCCAAAGCCUCGGAAGUCAGCCAAAUCACCGGCGACUUGAUCGCUUUGCUCCUGGGUGCUCGUCACAUGGACGGUAUCAUUCGAGGAGACAUGACGCUGCGUCAGUUUGCGGAGGUGUACACGAUAGCCGAAAGCUCGUUUCCCAACAAGACGUCACAAUCUCACCCAGAUGCCUUGAUGCGGAUUGCCAACAUGCAGGAGAUUGCAGAUGUCCCACUGCGUGCCCUCACGGCACUGCACCUGCUUUCUCGGGAUCUGUUGGCCAUGACGCAGGGAGUAAGCGUUCAGUUUCGGGAUGCACAGGACGAAUGCACGGACGCAGCAGACUUGCCCGCCGAAUUGGAUGUUUGGCUGGAUGCGCUCCGAAAUGCCCACCCAGAGGUCUUGCUCUGUAUAUGCCGACUGAUGUCGCGGGUGUUGUACCUGAGCUGUGAGAAGCCGCUGGCCACACGUCGACCUCACAACUGCGACUAUCGACAGCCGCCGAUGCUUGCCCAGAUGGUGGUGGGCAUGGACGUUGUUGAGGAGCUGUCAGCAGUGUGCAGUGGCGUCGCAGAGCGGUAUGCGGACGAGCCAGUUCCGUCGUCUUUGUGGCACUGGAACGACUGGGAGCCAGGUCACACCAUAGCAGCCUUCAAAAAGUGCUGUGAGUGCUGGCGGCAGGUGCGGGAGCCGUAUCUGGCGCCGACGAAAACUGUCCUGGCCUGCUUUGCGGACCCAGGAAUUUCGAGUGGCAUGGUCAAGCCCUCGGUUUGGCGACGGGCGAAUGUUGGUGUCGGCGCCGCAAAGCGACCAGCGAAAGUGAAGAAGAUGAAGAAGGCCGAGGAGUUGGCAGACUCGAGUGAUGAUGGGCAGGAGAUGGCUUGCGACAGCACCAGCAGGAGCGGGCAACAGUCCGUUUCAUCUGCAGUUCCAGGUCUUCGGGAUAUGGAGUCGGAGUUGCCUGUGCUGACAGCUUCGCAGCAGCGGAUUUUGCAGCAGCUAGGUUUGCGCCGCCAGCCAACUCCGAGCGACGGUGCGUGUCAGUUCCAUGCAGUCUCCACGGCCGUCGGUGAAGAUGCAAUGGCGGUUCGACGCAAUGCGGUUGCGUACAUACGUCAGCAUCCGGCAGAAUUUGAAGAAUUCGUAGAGGGCUCGCUGGAAGACUAUUUGAUAGGCAUGAGCGACCCCUUCCGGUGGGGUGAUCAUGUUACCUUGAUCGCCAUAGCCGAGCAUUACAAGCGGCCCGUACGUGUCAUCUCGGACAGAGAGGAGGCAGACUUUCAAGUGGAUCCUGUCCGCUCUUCUCCAGCCAGCAGCGAUACUCCAAUUUGCGUGCUCUUCUACGCAGAAUUGCACUAUGAAGCCACCGUGCAAGACACGUCUUCAGCUGCAACACUUCGUUGUCUGGAGGUUGUAUAG